AUGGAAAGAGCAACAGCAGGGAGACGAUGGCAGCCAUUUUGAUCGCACUGGCCAGGUAGUUGGGUCGCCAGCUCUACACAAGCCAGUAAUCUCCACGACAUGCCGCACCUACAAUGACGUUAGCAUUAAAGAGAUAGCUCCUGAAAUUGAUGAUGGUACUGCGCUGCAAUUUGAGCCACAAGACCUACACAUUGAGAUCGGUCAGGGAACGAUCAACACUGAUGUUGUGAGUGAUCAGGGCAUAAGGGCUUUGUGCUUCGUGAUGAACAACGUCCAGUCGCUGUACCUGCAUGACAAUUCUUCCAUCGCCCCUGUUAUCCCGGAGCAAACUACGUCCACAAGAAGGCGGGGAAUUAAUUACCGUGCUCUAAAGUGCUGCCGUGUUGAGAGAUGCCCAAAUUUGGACACUGUCUUCCAUACUAACUAUGAUAUUGAGUACUACUUUGAUCAACUGGAGACCUUUUCGGCGGCUGAUCUCUUGAUGGCCCAUUCUAUUUGGAGCAGAGGAACGAUAGUUGAGGCCAUAGACGAUGUAUCCUUUGCAAGACUGCGGGCCAUACAUCUGAGCAUGUGCCCCAGGCUCCAAUUUGUCCUCCCAUUGUCAUGGUUCGGUACCUUGUCCAGCCUGGAAACCCUCAACAUAGUCCGGUGCAGUGAUCUCAAGCAGGUCUUCCCCGUGGAGGCAGAGUUUCAAAAGCGAAUAGCUACGAGGUAUCCAAAUGGCAUGCUGGAAUUCCCAAGGCUCAAGCACUGGUAUCUGCAUGAUCUCUCCAGCCUGCAGCAGAUAUGCGAGGCCAAAAUGUUUGCCCCCCAGCUCGAGACUGUCCGUCUCAGGGGCUGCUGGGGCUUGAGGCGCCUCCCGGCCACUGACCGCCGCCGUCGAGAUGGACCCCUUGUCGCCGUGGACUGCGAGAAGGACUGGUGGGACAACCUCCAGUGGGACGGGCUGGACGUCGGUCACCACACAUCCCUCUUCGCGCCGCACCACCCCGCGUAUUACAAGAAGCGACUGCUGAGGACCACACCGUUCUCCGGUGAUGAUCCGGCCUCGCUCGUCCAGUAAUCCAUUGCAGAUUUCGUGUGGGGGAUCAAGCUAAGAAGAGGGGAUAUAUACCGGUUGGCACUGCUUUCUUCUGUCGUUUGCUUCCCAGGUCUUGGGUUGUUUUCUCAAGAAUAAACAAUUGGUGGUUUCUGAUGCUGCCUGCAUCUGCCCAAUUCAGUGUGUUUGUGUGCUCCAUGGUAUGUUGAUCCGUGUGCGUCUCUGUUGAGACAAACAUACCAUCUGUUUGGCCUUGCAUGGCUAUGUGUGUGCGCUUGCUUGCUUGCUUUGAAAUAAGAUGGUGGGGCUGUGUUGUGUUUAUCUGUCCCGGCCCCUAAAACCCCAUGAUGAGUGUAACAAUGUUGAUUGCGUGAAAAACAUUCCUGCUGACAAAGUUUGUAAUAAUCAAUGAAGCUGGCUGCUGGCUACAUUUUGUGGUGUGAUUUA
This is a messenger RNA of Panicum virgatum (switchgrass), 1486 nucleotides long. RefSeq lists its product as uncharacterized. NCBI's taxonomy places the organism in Eukaryota, Viridiplantae, Streptophyta, Magnoliopsida, Poales, Poaceae. The record is from RefSeq and is a predicted model, not a curated record. Bases 263 to 1063 code for a protein of 266 amino acids. The transcript has 2 exons.